AACUGCCUGGGUUUUCACACUGAGAUCAACUACUCCGGCCUGGUAGGGGCGGGGCUUGUACUCACCAGACACGAUUGUCAGAGCAUCGAGUUCCGGCAUUAUUCAGCAGUUGCGGUUCCGGUCACCAUGUUUCGCAACCAGUAUGAUAACGAUGUGACUGUGUGGAGCCCCCAGGGGCGAAUCCAUCAGAUUGAGUAUGCAAUGGAAGCCGUGAAGCAAGGAUCUGCAACCGUAGGACUGAAGUCUAAGACUCACGCAGUGCUCGUUGCAUUAAAGAGAGCCCAGUCGGAGCUGGCCGCUCAUCAGAAGAAGAUUCUCAAUGUGGACAAUCACGUCGGCAUCUCCAUUGCUGGGCUGACUGCCGACGCGCGUCUGCUGUGUAAUUUCAUGCGGCAGGAAUGUCUGGAUUCCCGAUUCGUCUUUGACCGCCCACUGCCAGUGUCCCGACUCGUCUCUCUGAUCGGAAGCAAAACCCAAGUCCCAACUCAGCGCUAUGGGAGGCGGCCAUAUGGAGUAGGACUACUCAUUGCAGGAUUUGAUGAUAUGGGACCCCACAUAUUCCAGACCUGCCCUUCAGCCAACUACUUCGACUGCAAAGCGAUGUCUAUUGGGGCACGUUCACAGUCCGCUCGCACGUACCUGGAGAGACGCAUGACGGAGUUCAGUGACUGCAAUCUGAAUGAACUGGUUAAACAUGGACUCCGAGCCUUACGAGAAACACUUCCUGCAGAGCAAGACCUGACCACAAAGAAUGUUUCUAUCGGUAUCGUGGGGAAAGAAUUGGAGUUCACCAUCUAUGAUGACGAUGAGGUCGCCUCGUUUCUGGAAGGCCUGGAAGAGCGACCGCAGAGGAAGACUGCACCACCUGCCGCUGAGGAGCCAGUGGAAAAACCGGAGGAGCCGAUGGAGCACUAGAUUUAAUGGGGGGAUUUUUGUACACCAUUAUUUUUGUUUUUGAAAAAGGAGUCCUCUUCUCCAGUCUCCAGUUAGUGGGAUUUUUCUGCAGAUGACAUCUAUAGACCCGUCUGCUGGGGGCAGGUUCGCAAAUAGUGUUUUCUAUAAUUCUGCAUUGUCCUUUAUCACGACUGAAGGCGAAUGAAAUAAAAUUGUUUUUCCUUGAA
Messenger RNA from Pseudophryne corroboree (corroboree frog), 1121 nucleotides. RefSeq names its product proteasome 20S subunit alpha 1 (gene PSMA1). Gene Ontology annotation, cellular component: nucleus; proteasome core complex, alpha-subunit complex; proteasome core complex. Gene Ontology annotation, biological process: ubiquitin-dependent protein catabolic process; proteasomal protein catabolic process. The transcript has 10 exons. Bases 127 to 915 code for a protein of 262 amino acids. NCBI's taxonomy places the organism in Eukaryota, Metazoa, Chordata, Amphibia, Anura, Myobatrachidae. The record is from RefSeq and is a predicted model, not a curated record.